Molecule: messenger RNA, 1771 nt
Organism: Haliotis rubra (blacklip abalone)
Lineage: Eukaryota; Metazoa; Mollusca; Gastropoda; Lepetellida; Haliotidae
Exons: 2
Coding region: 97-738 (213 amino acids)
Source: RefSeq, a predicted model, not a curated record
AAUUAAGAACACAUGUAUUUGUUGUUUUGGGCACUCUGAACAUGCACCCCAAAUGACCACGCACCCUGAGUGGAAAGUGCACAAAAUGUGAAAAUAAUGAAACGCGCGGGAGAUGAUGCGAGGCAGCUCCCUGGCAGGGUCCGGUCCAGGAGCAGAAGUACCAAGUUAAACAGGAUCUCUCUCCGACCCACAUUUGUGUCCUCUGCAGACGACAGUGUGGAGACAACGCAGACACAGUCACAUCCCCCGGAUGCCCCUCUUCACCACAUACCUGAUGUACAUAUCCCGCCCCGACAUCCUGGUCGUGCAAGCAAUCAACAGCCUCCUUCGCGGCAGGAUGUGCAGAGGCAAAGUGGCAGAAGAAUCAUACAAGCUCAGAUACUUCAUGAUGAGUCAGCAUUAGCAGAAUGUCAGCCAAAUGCCAUGAAUCGGCAACCCACCAGAACAGUACCAAAGACAUCUCAACUAAACAAAAAUGAUUCACAUCAUCAUCCGAAUGUGUUAGGUGGUGGUGAGAUGGCUCAGGAUGCAAGUCAAACCAAUAAGACGCUUCCCAGGAAAUCUACUUCUCAAGAACGGAGUCCGGAUCUCACCAAGAUUCAUACCAGACUCCCUGACAGGUCUAAAAUUCAAAAUAAAUGGAGCAAAAUUACAUCAAGGACUUCACCAAGCACCACAGAUUUUCUGCCUUUGAAAGAAUCUGUAAUAAUUGGUGAAUCUCCGGGUGUGUGUUAUUGAGGCAAACGUACCAGUUGAAGAGCCUUCAGCGUACAAUGAAAGUCCACUGAUUGUCAAACACUCAAGUGAUCAAGUUGAAGUAAUUGAUACAAACCUUCAUCCCCUGUGCCAUGCUGAAACCUCAUCUCGGAGUGGGUUUUUUCCUCCCUACCCCAAGGACUUCUCCAGAUCGGGACUUUAUUGUUCCUUCCCGCCCUGCCCAGAAAAAGUGGAGAUCUCAGAAACCAGUUGAAACCGCAUCAAAGUCGCAAGCCAGAAAACUCAGGAGAAUUGUGGACAAAGUCAGUAUUCCAUUUUCAAAUCAAACAGCUACCACAAGAUUGGAUGAGAGCUCUGAAAGUAGAAAUGUUCUAUUCAAAAUGACAGAGCCAACUCAAUUUGGCUCAUUUCAAUCUGGACAUGUUUAUUCAAAGCAGACUCCAAUUUCCAAAAGUCCAAAAACAUUGUCUGGUCAAUCUCCCAAUUCCCUUCCAUCAUCAGACUGCUCUCCUCUUCAGCCAAAGGUGAUGUUGCAAAAUAUUAGUAAGUUUUUGUCAGUGUCAGAAUCAGAGUCUGGCUAUUCUGGCUGUGUGUCUGCAGACAGCUUAGAUUUAGCCCUGAGUAAUAUAAAGGGCCCACUGGACUUUCCCUACAACCAAGAUCGAAACUGCUACUCAGAUACUGACUCUGAGAUCAUACUUAACCGUGAUAGAAAAAAGAAGCUUCAUUUCAGAAAGAAAACUGACAAAGCCUCAUCUAACAAACACUCAGUUAAACUGAGCAAACGUUCGACCAGAUCUGACAAGGUAAAUGACUGCUUAGAUGGUCCCCAACCAUUUCAGGUUUCAGGUGUGGCAGAUUUGAGGGAUUUUGACUCUGAUGAAUACGAUGAAAACUGUAACCAUCCUUUUCGAGACAAUUAUUCUCUUGGAAGUCAAGGAGACAGCAGAGCAGACAUGGAUCAAACCCAGCAAGUGUCAGCUUUUCCCCCCAAAGUGAACGCCAAGACCUGUAUCCAUUACUCAUCACUCAGACAUGCUUUGUCAGAGGUUAG